Messenger RNA from Pseudovirgaria hyperparasitica, 1608 nucleotides. RefSeq names its product SET domain-containing protein. Gene Ontology annotation, molecular function: protein binding. The transcript is spliced from 3 exons. Lineage: Eukaryota; Fungi; Ascomycota; Dothideomycetes; Acrospermales; Acrospermaceae. The coding region runs from base 334 to 1608 and encodes 424 amino acids. The record is from RefSeq and is a predicted model, not a curated record.
CAUGCUGCCAGCUUUUCAUCAUCCAUCGCGGAUUAAAAUGUACGAAACAACAUAAGCUGUUGGUUGUCCCAGGAUCGUUUAGCAUUUCCCGACCUUGCGCGGGCGCAACGCGCGUGUCAUAUAUGUUUCAAGAUCGGCCAAGUUAUCAUCAUCAUCAUCAUCAUCACCAACGCCAUAUCAACGACUUCAACGACUUCAACGACUUCAACGACUUCAACGACUUCAACGACUUCAACGACUUCAGCGUAGAUCGUCCAUCUUUCUCUCUCUUUCUUCGUCGCUACAUCUCUAUACCUCUUUCUCUCAUUUCCUCUCUCUCGAUCGAUCUCAACAAUGAUUCUCUCCUCCGUCCUCUUCUUCUCCUUCUCCCUUUUCCUCCUCGUAUACCCAUCAUACUCGUCAUCCUCCUCCUCCUCCUCCUCAUCAUCCCCAUCAUCAUCAUCAUCCCCAUCCUCCUCUCCCCUCCCCCCCAAACAACCCCAAUGCCCACCCCAAAAUCCCCUCCAAAACCCCCUCCACCCCUCCUGUCCCGCCAUCAUCCCCCUAAAUCCCCCUCAACAACAACAACAACAACAACAACAACACCACCAAACACCCUGGUCCUCCCCCCCAACAUGCACCCAACCCCUCCCCACCCUCCACAACUCCCCCCUCUGCAUCUACACAUCCACAUCCUUUGCCCACGGCCGCGGCAUCGCCAUCCUCACCACCCCCGCCCUAGCAGCCGCCUUUCGCGCCCUGCCUGCUUUCUCCGAGGGUGUGGAUUCGCAGUUACAUCUGGAACAUCAACACGAGCGAGAACAGGACCGCGUAUACACCGAAACCCCCCUCCCAGGCCGCGGCAUGGGCAUCCUCGCACGCGGCCCGCUCUCCCGCGGCGACGUGGUCAUGACGCACACGCCCGUCCUGCUUGCGCUGCGCAAUGUGACGAGGCUGAUUGCGCAGGAGGAUUUGGAGAUGUUGUUUGGGAGGGCGCUGGCGGGGUUGAGUGGGGAUGUGGAGAGGGGGGUUAGGGGGUUGGCGAGGAGGUUUGCGGGGGGUGGUACUGGGGGUGCUGGUGGUGUAGGAGGCGGGGAAGGGGGGUUGUUGUUGUUGGAUGUGGUGGCGACGAAUGGGUUUGAGGUUGGGGUUGGGGACGGCGGGGGGGAGAUGCAUGUUGCGGUUUUGCUGGGGGCGAGUCGGGUUAAUCAUGAUUGUGGGCCGAACGCAAUAUACACCUGGAACACCCCUCUCCUCACACACACCAUCCGCGCCGUCCGGCCCAUCGCGCCAGGCGAGGAGAUUACGAUUGCUUACUCCCACCCCCUAACGCCAACCCCCCACCGCACCCUCUCCCUCGCACAAACAUUCGGCUUCACAUGUACGUGCGCGCGCUGCGUUUCCCCGGAGGGGGUAUCGAAUGCGAGAUUGGCUGAGAUUGAGAGGGUUAGAGAGGGGAUUUUGGGUGGUGGUGGCGGUGGUGAAGGUGUAGAAGUGGAGGUACUGUGUGCUCGGUUGAGAGAGCUUUAUGAGGCGGAGGGGCUGCAUAGUUUGGUGGGGUUUGGGGAUGGAGUUGGGGAUGGGGAUGGGGAUGAGGUUGGGGGUAUUUGUGUGCGGUUUUGGGGGUGA